Molecule: messenger RNA, 2800 nt
Organism: Cuculus canorus (common cuckoo)
Lineage: Eukaryota; Metazoa; Chordata; Aves; Cuculiformes; Cuculidae
Product: cytochrome c oxidase assembly factor 7
Exons: 3
Coding region: 97-792 (231 amino acids)
Cellular component (GO): mitochondrial intermembrane space
Molecular function (GO): protein binding
Source: RefSeq, a predicted model, not a curated record
GCUCGGCGCUCGGGCAAGGCGGCGCAUCGAUCGCUCGGCGCUUGUGAAGAGCGGUGUCUCAGUCGCGCGGCGCAUCGAUGACUCGGCGCUCGCGGCAUGGCCGGUCUCAUCAACUUCGAGGACGAGGAGGAGGUGAGGGGCUACCUGGAGAACCUGCACGUCGAGUACAGCUACCAGUGCUUCAAGGAGAAGGACCCGGACGGCUGCCAGCGCCUCGCCGACUACCUGGACGCCGUGAAGAAGGAUUUCGCGGCGGCGGCGCGGGUGCUGCGCGACAACUGCGAGGCCCACGGGCACAGCGAGAGCUGCUACAAGCUGGGGGCGUACCAGGCCAUCGGCAAAGGUGGACUCGACCUAGAUUUGAAAGCUGCCUACAACUCUUUUAUGAAGUCAUGUGAGAAAGGUGGGAAGAAGUCAGUAAAUGCAUGUCACAACGUUGGGCUCUUGGCCCAUGAUGGGAGAAUAAAUGAUGAUAAACCUGACCCCGUUGUCGCUAGGGACUAUUACACAAAAGGCUGUGAUGGCAAUUUUGCUCCUAGCUGCUUCAACCUCAGUGUAAUAUACCUCCAGGGAGCACCCGGGAUCCCAAAGGACAUGAACCACGCUUUGAAGUACUCGCUGAAAGGGUGUGAGCUGGGUCACAUAUGGGCUUGUGCCAAUGCCAGUCGAAUGUACAAGCUUGGAGAUGGCAUUGAGAAGAAUGAUGCUAAGGCAGAGGAGUUGAAAAACAGAGCAAAAAAGUUGCAUAAAGAACAGAAAGAAGCCUCAAGUUCUUUAAGAUUUGGAGAGUAAGCCUGUCAGUUGCAGUUAUUAAGACUGCAGUUUUAAAUGGCAAGUGAACUUGUUAUUUAAAUCAUGCACUUACACUUUUUAGUCAUAAUAAAUAAAUGUCCUGUAAGUAUUUGCAUAUGCAAAUAAACAUAUUUUUGUGGAUGCCACAAACAUGACCAACUGUGCUGUGCCUUUCUACAUUCUUAAAUACCCAAGUUCUUAAGUGCAUUGCUUAGAUUGCUCCUCUUCUUUAAGGACAACAAAAAUAUCUGACCUUGAAUUUUGCAUGGUUUCAAGUAUGAAAUUAGUCCAUAACAUUCUUUUUUUUUUUCUUCCUUGUGCUGCAAAUGUUUAUAACUAGGGACUGUAAUUCCGUCCUGGGUUCAGGCUGAAAACUUGCUGUUGUAUAAAGGUUUCUGCUGUUCAGCAACUGUCAUGAAUCCCGCAUAUUUUCUGAGCUAACCUCCAGCUGGAACAAGCACAGAUUUUGAUCCACUUUGAUAUGGUGUUUUAAGUUUGACUACUUCCACUUUAAAACCAUGCUUAUUUUGCUCUCUUUGGUCACAGAAAUACUGUCCUUUGCUCGUACUGUCAGGUUUGCUAAUGAGAAUUUGUUGAGGCUGCAUGUUGAUCCUGGACAGUGCUUCUUGUUGUCUGUGGCCUUUGCAGGCCCAGGGGAUGUGCUGUUUUAGGCCCUGAAGGUGUGACGCUUUUCCCUGGUCAGUUGAGGUUUAGAAACUUAAGUCACAUGUAGAUGGUGCCAAGCCCAGAACAGUAACGAGCCUGUAUGGCAGUGUGUACAUAGAGACAUCUCUGCCUAUAGAUCUUAGAAAUAAAAUAGACAGAAAAGAAAGGAACUAAAUUAGCUCUGCUGGGCAGAUGAGCUACAGAGGCGGAGCUUAAGAGAGCUGCCCCAGAUUGUAGAGGAAAGAAUUAAAAGAGAUAGGAAUUGGCCUAGAUCUGCUGAACUGCAGGCAAGUAUCCAAGGUAGGAGAUUCCCUUUCAGACAAGAUGUGCACACGAGUUUUAAAUACUUCUACUUGGAAUGUUAUUUUUACCACCUUGCCAAGUGGUUUGUUGCUGUAUAUCUGAGUGCCACCUGUGCCUGAGUCCUUUAGGAUCAUUCUCCAACACAAUGAUGAUCACCCCUUAGUCAACUACACACAAAUUGUUUUACUUUCCUGCCAGCCUCUGAAAUAUGUUCUAUUUUUUCGUAGUACAGAUUUGGGAAACAAGGUGCUAAGUGAUCAGGGUUUGGACUGAAAUCCAUAGCUUAUAUAUAUGCAUACUGUAAUGAAACACAUAUUCUGAAACAGCAGUCUAAAUUAGGACAGAAUAUAUAAAUGUAUUCAUAUACUUCUCCGAGCUUUUAUAAUUUUGGUUUGUAUAAAUAAAAGUUUGUGAUAUCUGUGUUUAUGUUUUGCUGUACAUUUACUGCUGAUAUAGAAUAUGAACGCUCUGGCUGUGAUCUGAGUAAAGAUACAAACUUCCUAUGGAAGUAAAUUAAGUGGGAGAAAAAACAACACUAAUUUGGCUAUUGCCACAGUUGAAAGCAGACUUGUUACAAUCUCAUAUGCUGUCUUGGACAGAGCACAUAAGGAUUAAAGCAGUUCCUCCAGCCUAACUGCCCUUUUAAUAGACUUGAAAGGAUAUGCUUCCUGCUGGAGUGAAACCCCAGCAGCGCAGCAAUGCAAUGGGUACUCUGUAACAACAGAUGGCGGUAUGUGAAAAGCAUUCUUGCCCAUCGUGGCUCUUGUUUACAGCUGCCUGCAAGGAAAAUAGGUGACAAAAGUGAGAUUAAUUUUUCUGUUAACAGCGGCUAAUAUUUUAUGGCUGUUCAAGAAGGUCUUUUAGAGGAACACACUUGGCCUGAUUCUUUGCUAGGUACAACUCUGGGCAUUUGUUUCACUUGGGAAGGUAAGUAAAUGCUACCUCUGCUGAGUGUAACGACAUAGUAAUAAAACAGUUUGGAAGCCGUGAGUACAGAAUAAGGAAUUAACGGUGGCUCAAGGUGUUGGAAUAUUGGAUG